AUGCAGGUAACUGUAGGUCAGUCCUAUGAAAUCCGUAUGCUUAACAGAAAACUAGCCGAGUGUAAAGGUAUAAGCUGCAAAUAUAUUAAGAGUAUUGUGCGUGUGGUGUUUCAUGACCGACGACUUCAGUACACAGAGCACCAACAGCUGGAGGGAUGGAGAUGGAACCGACCAGGAGACAGAAUCUUGGAUUUAGAUGUCCCUCUGUCAGUUGGGAUCGUGGAUCCUCAAGCACAUCCAUUGCAGCUUAAUACCAUACAGUUCCUCUGGGAUCCUGACCAGAAUGCCUCUGUGUUUAUCCGGGUUAACUGCAUUAGCACCGAAUUUACUCCUAGAAAUGGUGGAGAGAAGGGAGUCCCCUUUCGCAUUCAGAUAGGCACCUGUGCAGCCAGCGAGCAGGGGGAAUAUGUUAAAUAUAUGCACUCCGCCAGCUGCCAGGUCAAAGUAUUUAAGCCAAAAGGUGCAGAUCGCAGACUCAAGAAUGACCAAGAGAAAAUUGAGAAAAAAGUGCAAGAUAGAGAGAAAUAUCAACCCUCCUAUAAAACUACUGAGCAAAUUUUUUCAGGUUUGUGAGAAUGCUUCCCUUGGCCUGAAGCCCCAUCUAUCAACACUACAAGAAACACUCCAUCUCCUGUUUAUCCCAGCAGUCCUGCUUCAUACAGCUUUCAAGAGGGAAGCUGCUCUCCAGACCAGCAGGGGGAGCUUCUUCUGCCCAGCUACUUUGAUCACCUGUUGCCUUCGUCCUCCGCGCAUGACACACAGCAGUGGUUGCAUCGUAAUAGGUUCUCAUCUUUCUGCAGGAUUUUCUCUGGUUUCUUAGGUUCUGAUUUGCUAAAAAAGAUAUGUGGGCCUGCUGAUGGAAUCCGUCUUUUUAAUACAAUCGAGGGGAGGUGCGUACAACCACGUCUCACUGUCUAUGUAUCUCAGCUGCAGAAUAGAUAUCAACCACAUGCCAAAGGAGGGGCUGAUGGAGUCUACCAUGCCCUCUACCUAGAGGACCUUACUGUGUUUGAGCUCACUGAGAAGAUAGCCAAUCUAUAUAAUGUGCCCUCACAAAGGAUUCAUCAUGUAUACAGACAAGGGCCGACCGGGAUUUACGUCUUGGUUUCGGAUGCGAUGGUGCAGAACUUCACAGAGGAGGCCAGCUUUAUAAUCAGCACUUUGAAAGAUGAAAGUAAUGAUGGUUACCAUGUUGUACUGAAGUGACCAGCUACUGGAAAAUUAUGAAUCCUUAUAGCUUAUUUAACAGACUCUGUGAUUUUAAGUUGUAUAUGACCUGCGAGAAUGUGAUGUGAAUAAACAAAGAAGAGCUUUGUAUAACUAUA
Messenger RNA from Misgurnus anguillicaudatus (oriental weatherfish), 1325 nucleotides. The record is from RefSeq and is a predicted model, not a curated record. NCBI's taxonomy places the organism in Eukaryota, Metazoa, Chordata, Actinopteri, Cypriniformes, Cobitidae.